AUCCUACCCUUCUUUUAUAGGGUAGGAUUAACCGGUUAAGUUUUAAGUACUGGAACUGCCAAUGUAGGGCAGGGCUAAAAUUAACUGUUCUGCCGUUGAAACUGGAAGCCGAAACAGUUCUCUUCUGUUCCUCAAUCACAUUCCACCAAAACUUCGAAGCGAAAAUGCAGAUAACUUCCUCAUUUCUCAUCUUCUUCUUUCACUUCCCCGCCCUCAUCUCCAUCACAGAUGGCGCCACAACAGAACUCACAAUACAGAACAACUGCAACUACAGCGUAUGGCCAGGAAUCCUGGGCAAUGCGGGCCACAGCACCCCAAAAGAAGGCGGCUUCCAUCUCUGCCGUGGCCAACAAGUUACCUUCCAAGUUCCCCGCCACUGGUCGGGCAGAAUCUGGCCGAGACAAGGCUGCAGUUUCGAUCAAUCCACCAAGAAAGGCUACUGCCAGACCGGAGACUGCUCUGGCAUGCUCGAGUGCAGAGGCAUCGGCGGUGUCCCUCCAGCGACCUUAGUCGAGAUGACCCUGGGAACUUCUGCAUCGGCCUUACAUUUCUACGAUGUCAGCCUGCUCGACGGAUUCAAUGUUCCGGUCUCGGUUGUGCCAAUCAAUGGCCUGGGAAGGGAGUGUGGAGUGGCUGCUUGUGAGGCUGAUUUGAAUGCGGUGUGCCCUUCUGUUCUGGUCAUCGAGCGGCAGGGGAAAGUGGUGGGUUGCAAGAGCGCUUGUUUGGCUGCCAAAAGUGAUAGCUAUUGCUGCAGAGGGGAAUUUGCUGAUCCGAAGGCUUGCAAGCCGAGUGUGUUUGGUAUUGUCUUCAAGGCGAUUUGCCCUAGGGCUUAUAGCUUUGCUUUUGAUGAGGCUUCUGGGCUCAAAACUUGUAUUGCUCCUCGUUAUGUUAUCACCUUCUGCCCCUCUUGAUUGACAGAUUUUGAUGCUCAUUCGUAUAAAGUUCUGAACUUUGUGACAUAGUAAGGGCGCAUGAUCUGAUGAUCAAACCCCAUUCGAGGAAACUCGUUAUAGG
Molecule: messenger RNA, 1014 nt
Organism: Linum tenue
Lineage: Eukaryota; Viridiplantae; Streptophyta; Magnoliopsida; Malpighiales; Linaceae
Source: the annotation of a GenBank genome assembly